This is a messenger RNA of Paramuricea clavata, 13183 nucleotides long. Lineage: Eukaryota; Metazoa; Cnidaria; Anthozoa; Malacalcyonacea; Plexauridae. The record is from the annotation of a GenBank genome assembly.
AAACAAGGUGUGCUUUUGAAAUGGUUGACACAAGCCUAAAUUACAUGGAUGUACCAAUUUUCUACAUAUUACAGAUUUAUUAAGACAGUAAAAGGCAGUGAACAGUGCGUCAGACAUCAGGCACGAAUUCAAGGAAAGAGAUCUGAUCAGUGACAGUGAUCACAAGUAAGAAUAUGGAGUAAAAAUAUUUCACACGACAUAUAAGAUAUAAUGAAAGUAGUAGCUUGAAUUAGAUCUUUCAGGUGUGCAGAGUUUAAUACAUAGCUACAUUCAUAAUUAAUAUCAAUAUCGUGCAACUGAAUUAUAUAUAUUUUUAGUGAACAAUAUUAAGACUCGAGUGCAUGCAUGCAUGUUUACAUGCAGGGCAUGCAAUUUAGCACUUCAUUCUACUAUGUGACUAUCAUAUACGGCUACCGGUACUGUGGUACAACUCUGAACUGACUUGAUUAUGUACAAAUAGUCAAGGAAGAUCUAUUGUGUAUUGGCUAGCGAUAUAUUUACUUGUAUCUGUAUUUAUUUGUAUCUUUAUCUCUGUAUAUUGAUGUGAAAUAUUACAGAAUUACGACAAAGAGCAGGUAGGUUUAUUAAUAUUGAAGAUUUUACGAUAAUACAAUCUACGACGCUGCCGGCUCAACGCGGUUGAAUUUCAGCUCAAGAAUGAGCGCUAUAAGCAAUUUGAUUACUGUAAUAAAAUAAAUAAAUGUUUAAAGCUUUUUCAAAUAACCUUACAAACGACUAAGUUCGACUAAAGCGAUGCAAUGUUUGCUGUAAUCUUGACCUUAAUAGUUUAAUGUUGUAUUGAGAAUGACAAAGCCGUUCAGAAUUCCCUUUGGGAUCACAAAUUAUUCACAGUUUUUGUCGUUGUGAGCUGGCCGCGUCGUAGAUCAUAAACUCUAUUAUAAAGUGCGCUACGACGUGAGUGAAUACAUGGACACUGAUGUGCUUUGUCGUGCGAGUGCGCAGCACACGAUUUUAAAUAAUAUGAUAAAACACUCCUGCGCGUGUUUUAAAUAGUACUCCAAACACGACUACAAUAGAUGCCGUCUCAUUAGCAUUCUUUAUUGGAUCGCAAAAACUAAUUCAACAAUUGGAACAUACCCCUAGUAUUGAUUUUAUUGGGAAAAGCCUUGAACCAGUUUCGCAAGUCAAAGACCUAGGGACUAUACUCGACUCUAAUUUAAAGCAAAUUUGAUUAAAUAAAUAAAUGUUUAAAAGCUUUUUCAAAUAACCUUACAAACGACUAAGUUCGACUAAAGCGAUGCAAUGUUUGCUGUAAUUUUGACCUUAUAGUUUAACGUUGUAUUGAGAAUGACAAAGCCGUUCAGAAUACCCAUGGGAUCACAAAUUAUUCACAGUUUUUGUCGUUGAGCCGGCCGCGUCGUAGAUCAUAAACUCUCUAUUAUAAAAUGGGCUACGACGUGAGUGAAUACAUGGACACGGAUGUGCUUUGUCAUGCGAGUGCGCAGCACAAGAUUUUAAAUAUGAUAAAACACUCAUGCGCGUGUUUUAAACAGUACUUCAAACACUCAUUAAUAAUUCAUAAGCUAAUUGACAAAUCAUGUCAACCAUAAUAUGUCACGUGCAGUGGCUUUAAACCUGAUAAAACCACAGGAGGCCCAGGCUCGAUUUGCCCGCGCCCACCUGUGCCUUCCUUAUAACGAGGGAAGGACGGUAGGGAUGGGCGAUACCAGGAUUUUUAAUUCGAUACCGAUACCGAUACUUUUAAGAUCGGUAUCGGCCGAUACCGAUACCUAUUUCGAUACCAAAAUGAACACAAAAUUUCAAUUUUCGAUACCGGAAAUGAGUACUUAAAUUCCUAGUAUCGCUACUUUCGAUACCUGCCGGUCAGCGGAAAAGCAUGCGACCUACCUCCACCCCCCCGUCGCCAAAAAAUUUCUGUCAGUGUACCAUUUUAGGGAUUAAAAAAUUUUUUCGGACAUACCCAAAAUUUUCCGGACAUCAGCAAUUUUCCCCAUUUCUCAAAAUUUUUUUUCCUAAAAUCCAAAAAUUUUCCAUAAUUUUCUAAAAUUUUUGUCAAUUAACCACAUUUUUUCCAAAUUCACACUUAUUUUUGUAAUGGAAUCUUAUUCGACCAAGAAGUGAAAUUAAACAAGUCAUUUAAUUAGAAAAGGGUGCAAGUAUCGAACGAUACCACGUCAGUAAUCGAUACCGAUACCGCUGUUUGUGGUAUCGCUGGUAUCGAAUACCGAAUACUCGGUAUCGCCCAUCACUAAAGGACGGAGACAUUGAGACCAAAAUAGCCCAGACUUGGCAUAUGUCACCCGAAACUAUCAUCGAUUUUUCGCUUUUAAUGCAUUUCUUUCACGAUUAAUCGAUAUUCCCUGCAAGAAUGAUACCGUAUAACUCUCAAAACAACGAUGCUUUAAUCAAAGAGCUUAAAUUCGCUCUGAAAUCCGUGAGGGAAUAACAAAAUUCGCCAAAAUAUAUCCGCGUGCCGGGUUUGCUGUGCAAAAAGCGGAACUGUAAUAAUUUCAAUCAUACAAUCAAAACUAUUCACAAACGUUAUAAAGUGUAAAUAUUAUUGCAUGUAAAUAUACCUGUAGUACGUUAAUAUGUAUAAUAAAUUGUAUUUCACAUUGUGUUUGUUAAAAAAAUUUGAAAUGUUUGUUGAUAUUCGUUGUCCAAUCAGGGUUGAGUGUAUUUUGAGUUGUUCAACGACUUCCGCUUUUUGCACAGCAAACCCGGCACGCGGAUAUAUUUUGGCCGAAUUUUGUUAUUCCCUCACGGAUUUCAGAGCGAAUUUAAGCUCUUUGAUUAAAGCAUCGUUGUUUUGAGAGUUAUACGUAUGGUAUCAUUCUUGCAGGGGAUAUCGAUUAAUCGUGAAUGAAAUGCAUUAAAAGCGAAAAAUCGAGGAUAGUUUCGUGUGACAUAUGCCAAGUCUGGGCUAUUUUGGUCUCAAUGUCUCCGUCCUUCCCUCGUUUAAUAUAAGGAAGGCACAGGCGGGCGCGGGCAUAUCGAGCCUGGGCCUCCUGUGAUAAAACACUCCUAAUUAGUAUUCUUUAUAUAAAGAAUACUAAUAAGGCAGUAUCUAUUGUAGUCGUGUCCUCAUUAGUAUUCUUUAUAUAAAGAAUACUAAUAAGGCAAUCUCGUUCCCAGAGUAUGCCUGUUCGCGAACAGGCAUACUCUGGGAACGAGAUUGACUAAUAAGGCAGUAGAUCUAUUGAAUUUGUAGUCGUGUAUUAGGUCUAAAGCCACUCGCGCUGCGCGCUCGUGGCUUUAAACCUAAUAAAACACUGCUCGUUUAUUAAACAGUACUCCAAACACGACUACAAUAGAUGCCGUCUCAUUAGCAUUCUUUAUAUGAAGAAUACUAAUUAGGAUGGACUUUUUGCUGCCGUAGCGAGCGAGCGUGAAGCGAGCGAGCGAGGCAGCAGUCUAAUCUUUAUGUAUGAGUCAUGUAUAUGUAUAUAUAUAUAUAAGGCAGAUGAAAUCUCGAUCGUUUCGGCGUAUUUCGGCCUACCACAAUGCACUGCUUCCGGGCCGGCAGGCUAUUCUUGUCUAAUAAACAGGCAUAAGGCAAACAGGCAAUGUGAUCAUCUUUCAUCUUUGGUUUUCUUUUAUGGAAACUAGCUGGCGUAAGUGAUCAAACGGCAUUUUAUCGAUACGCAGUGGUUCGAGCGUUAUAAGCGGUGGUUUCGCUAUUAUACGCAGUGGUUCGAGCAUUAUACGUGCAUGGUGCUUUCGCCAUUAUACGCGGUGCGUUCGCCAUAUUCGCAGUGGUUCGAGCAUUAUACGCGGUGCUUUCGUCAUUAUACGGGGUGCUUUUAACAUAAUUUCCAUAUUAUUUCCAUGUACAUAAUCUCACGAUUGCUUAAUAAAUCUGGUAGGCCUAUGUGGCUGUGCUUUUUGCCUCUGGUCUGCAAUGACAAUGACAUGCUUUUAAAAAGGUUUAUUUAUAAAAAGGUGACUGCACUUUGUGAGUUCUUAUAUAUUAUCAUUAGUAAUAAAUCUGUGAUAUAACAUAGGUAUAUAAAUUAAUAUAACGCAGCAAAUGCGCGCCAAGCAGUAUAAACGCGGCUGAAAUACGAUAUUAAAAUCUUGAAUGUGCCGUAUCAUUUAAUUAUGUUUUAGGAUUUAAAGCCUUUAAAAAUGCUUUGUCAUUUGUAUUUGUACUUGUACUGCAUCACAACGCAGUGCGUAAGUGAACAGAUUUCACAUGUGAGGUUGUCUUGUAUAUAUUUUUGCCUUCUUUGAUAAACAUUAUUAAACACGCAAAUUUAGUGAGACACUGACGCACACUCGCACAUGUUAAAUGUCACCUGCAUGUCAUUGUCAUUGCCCUUUAACCCCUGGUCUAAAUCAUAUGAUUAUUGAAGCGGGGCCGUUUUGACUUUGGCCCGUUUUGACUUUGGGCCGUUUUGACUUUGGGCCGUUUUGAACUAGCACCGUAUUUGUGGGCAAAUUGUCUAUACAAUUUUAUAUACUAGAUAUCACAGCCAUACCUGCCAUUUUGAUCUUUUCCUCGCGUUAGAUAAGUUGAUAAGUACACUCAUUCUUGUUAGCCAUCGUACCUGUUCGGCUGUUCCUCUUUCGAUACGAAACUUCGAGCGCCGAGUUAUCAUACGGCACAUUCAAGUGUAUAAAUUAUGGAUGAUUUCAAUUCAUUACGAAUAUUUCUUACUCUUAUAUUCUUUAAAGUAUGAGAGGCAAUUUUUUUUCAAUGUCACGUAUUUGCAAUGAAAAGUGUUCAAAACCUAAAAUCUUUUUGGCGUUUCUCUCAAAAUUACUUUGUUUUAGCUUUAUUCUCUACAGUUUAUAGAGUUAGCUACCUUUUUAAAUGCGUCUGCCAGUUGAGAAACAUAAAAUAAUAGUUAAAAAUUGCCAAUUAAAAUACAAUUAUCAAUGAUGCCUUAAAAUUGACGCUAUAUUUACAGGCAAAACGUACUGAACUUCAGACAUCAUUAUCUCUUUGGCGUAUCAUCUAAAAUCUCUUCAUUUUAGCAUUAUUUUACAGAUAAAGCACUAAACAUACUUUUUAAGUUUUUUUUUUACCGAUUGAGAAACGUAUCGAAAAAUAAAAAUUUUGAUUUUAGUCAUAAUCUCAUGUGGUAUAUUAUACGCAUUAGUUUUGAGCGCGUGUUACGUAACAUACAAAAAAUCUCAUUUAAAGAUUUGGGAACAAUGCUAUACCAAGGCAGCAUUCACUACCCUGUGGGUAAACUAGUAUAUAAAGAAUACUAAUGAAGAUGUGUGUUAAUUACACACAUCAAGUAUUAAGCCUCUUCACGUGACAUAUAUGGUUGUCUUGACAUGAUUUGCCAAUAAGCUUAUUAAUGAGUGUUUGAAGCUAUAUUAAGGUCAGGCAACCGCUUCACAUAAAGAAGUAGCGAAAAUUGAUCGUAUAUGCUUUAUGUUAGUUCAAAUUAUUGAUGUACUAGAAAUACAUGCAUGUGACAACCCCUCCCCUAUACUCCAAACAUUGUUUCAACAUGAAGUAUUCGUAAUUACGCCAACACUGAACGCAGGCUCGCGUUGCGCACGUCAUGUUAGUCAUGGCAACACGAUAAUUGUUUUUUUUAAUUUUUUGUUCAAACCUGCAACUGAAUAGAUGAAACUUGAACACUUUUAAGGGAGUGGUCAUUAUUUAUGGGGAGAGGGGGGGUUGUAAAUGGGAGGGGGGGGGGCAAACGACGUUUUACCCUUAUAAAUAGGGAGGGGAGGUCAAAAAGGUUUUAACCUAGAGAAAGGGGGGUCAAAAAAGUUUUUGAACUUAAAUACCAUGUCUACAUUUCUGAUUUCUAUAAUCACAAACAGCAUAGACUCACAAAUCAUAAUGCCAAAGAGGUAAAGAAGACUCUGAAAAUACCAUUUCCAACGAUCUAAAGACUCCUGCUCAGCGCCAACCAUGGUAGCGCCUUGUGGGAGUUGGGCCCACUAAGUUUAACAAGCUUCCUACCCCCUGAGUGACCCAGUUGGGGUAUUUACGUAAACAUACCGUGCAAGAAGUACUUAACUGAUCAGAUUCGGUCUAUCAAAGCACAAUGUAACGCUGUAUAUCCAAAAAUCUGUUUCAGAAAAUGCUCACAUUUCAAUACCCCCAGACCCCUACUAGUACAUACGAUACCAAACCAAACUUUUUUUCACCAACAACCAUCUGUCAUCUUUCCACACUCAGUAUAGUAUAUGGUCCCUUUUUGUAGAUACCUCCUCCCCAGACAAGUUCGUAAAAAAAGCCCUGUGUUCAAAUCAUUUCGCUGCAUGAAGGCAGGCCAUGGGUUAGGGUUAUGGUAGGACAAAUGUUGCAUUGCAAAGUAGUAACACAUAAUAUAUAUUUUUAAUCACAUAUGGUUGAAUCAUAUUCACCAGAGUAAAACAUCAUGAGCUAGAUUAAACAGAUUGUUCUAAUAUCUAAGGGGCUGAUUACAUGGGCCGAGUUGUCCCGCUUUGGCGAGUUGUCCCGGCUAAGCGAGUUGACUUUUCAAUUGCGAUUACAUGCACCGCGCUAACCCGGCUAGCCGGGCUGAAGUAGCUCGUUAAGAUUUGUAAUGCUUAACAUUUUAAUACUCGGUGUUAGAAAUCGAUUAAAAAUGGUGUAUUUGUUGUAUUUGAGGACUACGUUACCCACUGAAUGUUGUUGGUUGAGGUAUUUAUACUUAGCGCUGAUCCCAACAGGCUUAUACUGUUUGUAUUCUAACAAAAUUGUGUCGCUUCCUAUCUAAACCUUGAAAACGUUCAUUAAUAUCAUUUUGAUGUUAUUUGAAGUUUUUUAAACUUAUAUUUGUACAUAUAAUCGAAAUUAAAACAUGAAUAAGUGUGGUUUUCAGCCCGCUUUGCCGAGCCAACUCGGCAAGAAGCGAUUACAUGGGAUGUGUUGGCAAUUUCUGUCCCGGCUAAGCGAGUUGACUCGGCAAGCUACAGCCGCGGUCCCGGAAAGGCGGGACAACUCGCUUUGCAUGUAAUCGAAAUGUCAAAAUAAUAGACAAUACAUAUAAGAAGCGGGUCAACUCGGCAAAGCGAGUCAACUCGCUUAGCCGGGAGAACUCGCCCAUGUAAUCGACCCCUAACUUUACCUGCAACGCACACCUGUUUUAUUGCUGUUAAUUUUUCAAUCCACACUGGGGGGGGGGGGGUUCAGAAAAGUUUCUACUUUUAUGAGGGGGGGGGGCACAAAAAGUUUGCUUUCAGUCUGGAGGGGGAGGGGGUGUCAGAAACGUUUUCAAUCCUCCCCAUAAAUAAUGACCACUCCCUAAAUACAGAACUAUCAAUUUGUAAAAUAUACAAAGUAGGUAUAUUAUUUGGGGCUUUAUUUUAAUGUAAAAUUCAAAACGAAACUCUACGAAAACGUUUUUAAAUGUGAAUUGAAAUCAACUGCUUUUUGCCGAUAUUAAACCUUUCAACUCUUCUUGAGCUUCAACUUAUUACUCGCAAUUUGAAAUGAAAUAAAUUUAAUUCGAACAGGACGCUAAUGAAAAUAAUUUACUUUCCUUUUUAUCAUGAACUUCUACAAACGUUAAUUUAACUAAGAAACUUUCGUAUACAAUGUAUAGGAAUGAUUUAAACACCAAGAACAAAAUCUAUAAUAAUGCAAAGUCAUACAUCAACAAUUGAAACAAACUUGCCCUAUACUUUAGGAUUUCUCAUACUAAAUCAAUUCUUAUCAGUGUUUACGUUUAAAAAUUCAAAAAAUGUUUUACAAUUUGUUAUGUGAAACGAUUUUCCAAGCUUUCUUACAUGUACUUUUUAUAUUUUUCCCUUCUUCACUCCUGGCAAACAGCCAUAUUUUGAGAUCAGUGAGAUGACCACCCAUACACCAUGCGCCCGCGAUAUUUGAUGAACUUUAGACCACUGCUUUAGAGUUGCUUUAGACUUCGCUACUAGUGCGUUCCUUUCCCCGGGUGUAAAUAGCCGGGCGUUAGCCCGGGGCGAGGGUACUAAUUCCGCCCGGCUAUUUACACCCGGGGAAAGGGAAGCAUUAGCGGAGUCUGAAGCAUUGAACUAUAAGUAAACUGGAAAGCUAACUCCUAUGAUGAAGGUCUAUGAUUCGUUGAAGCCGUUGCGCGGGAAAAUCAGCUUUCAAAAGGACUAAGGCGAGUUUCGAGAAGUGAAAAAAUUCGAUCAAAAGUUUGUUUUCGAGCAAAAAUGUGCAAGAAAAACACUUUUUCCAUGGAAAUACUGCAAUGAUUGGGAUUCAAACCAGGUUUUCCGAUUAGUUAGACUGUUUUACAUGUCUCUACAGCAAAAAGUGAUGAGUUUUGCUUUUGUAUUUUGAAAAAAUGACGAAGUUUGGACGUGCCGAAGGAAACCUCGCUCUUCAACUCGAAAAAAAAACUAUAAAACAUUUUGAUAGUACGUCCCAAAACCCUAGUUUGUACUAAACCCCAGGUAUUGUUGUUUAUCCUGAGCUUUUAGUCCUUGUUUUAUUCCUUCUGAAACAUGAAUAAAUUGACUUUUUCAAGUGAUCGUGAUCUGAUUUUCAUCAUCGCAUCUUCUUGUUGGGCAUUUAUAUGAGCACUUAUAUGGCAGCCAAACUAGCUUUGGUAAUGCUUAUUUUAACUGUCAAAAGUAAGUCGUGGGUACUUGAAAAUAAAUUUGCAAAUGUAUUUAAUAUUUUUCUACAUAAUUUGUAUCAUAAAAUCUCGAAGUCUUGUUGAAAAGUCUCAUAACUCAGAAAAACCAAACAUUUUCGCGCGGUUUCUUGACAAAUUUUAUUUUGGCUCUGUAAUAUUUUAGCAGUUGAACGAUGUUUAUUUAUUGUAAGUACUUGAGUGAAAAGAUUAACUGUCUUAGUAUGCUCUAAAAUGAAAAAGGAAAGGGGGAAAGGAAAUUAUAGGAGUAAAAUUUAUCGAUAUAUAAAGUGUAUUUUUGAAAAAAAAUUUGCAAAACAGGACUGGCAUACAUACAUACAUACAAAAAUUUAUUUAAGCACGCUGGCCUCAACAACUAGGAGCUGAUUUCCAUGAGGGGCGUGAUUUGAAGAAAUAUACAGUACAGGUAAACAUUAAAAAUACAAAAACAAAGAAAGAAGAAUUAUAUAUACAGUAGGCAACAGGACGAGCCAAUUUAAAGUGUUUGCCUGAUUAAUAGUUCUUUGAAAAGAACUUAAAGAUUCCGCUACUUUUACCUCAUACGGUAAAUUAUUCCAUACUACCGCUCCGUUAUAUUUGAAGCAUCUUUUACCAGAAUCGGUAUUCGGUUUAGGAAGAGACAAAUCGGUUUCUCUAUUUCUAAGAUCAAAGGUAUUAUCACAUUCAUUAUUCAAUCGAAAGGAUGUUCUUAGAUUUGGUGCGGUGUGGUUAUUCAGAAUUUUAUACAUAAAAACAGAUUUUAGAUAAGUUCGCCUUAGUUCUAGGUGUUUCCAACCCAGGCUUUCAAGUAAAUCAACCGACCGAACAUCGUAAGUCGUACUAGAAAUUACUCUUGCAGCCCGAUUUUGAAAUUUCUGCAACCUGUCCUUGAGGCCUAUUCACAGUUGUCCCAGAGAGGGCUGCAGUAAUCAAAGUAGGGCUGCACAAUAGCAUUGUACAUCAAUUUUAGUGUCGCAGACGAUACGAAGGGCCUAAUACGUCUUAUAGCACCGAUUCCCGCACUGACUUUUGAACAUAUCAUAUCAAUAUGUUUUUCCCCACUACCUACAAAGCACGGCUUCAAUUCCCCCCUCCCCCUGAGUUAGCCUUCCAGUUUACUUAUAGUUCAAUGGCCUGAAGUUCAUCAAUGAUCGCGGGCGUGGGUCACCAACCGUGCUCCGUGGAUGGUCAUUCUCACUCACUCACUGAUCUCAAAAAUAUGGCUGUUUGCCAGGAGUGGGAUAAGCAAGAUUUAAAUUUUUAAAAGCAUAUAUUUGGAAAAUCACGUUUCACACAAUUGAAGCAAUUUUUGUUUGAAGAAAUGAGAAGAAUUGAUUUGCUGUGGAAAAUCGUGAAAUAUAGGGCAAGUUUGCUCUGAAUCGAAUGUUUGAUGUUUAUGAAUUUAAUUUUGUUGCUUUAAUUUAUUGCGUAAAACAUGCAGUACUGCUUUCCUUUUCAAUGAAGCUAUAUUAAAGUUUGCUAAAUUACCCUGUUUAAUUUAACAAAAAAUUGUAAAAUGUAAAGGAGAGCAAAUUAAUUUGAAAACCGAACUGAAAUUACUCAACAAUUUGAACUUAUAUUUUGUUUUAUUAAGUAAAAACAGUUAACGUUUAUCGGAAAAAGCAGUUUAUACUUUACGACCUCAUAAUAAUAAUGUUAACGAUUAGCUCAAAAAUAUUCUGAAUUUUUACACUAAAAUGUAUCACUAAUCAAUACUUAUCGUUGAAGGAAAUAUACUUGUCUUAGGUCAUAGCAUGCAUCAGCAAAAAUAAAUAGUUUAUACCUUUAGUAGAAGCACUUGAAAUCCAGCUUUAAAAUCAACUGACAUUCACGGCGACGCGGCGGAGGAGGGGAAAGGAGACACAGUUGGCAAGAUCCAUUGGCCAUGCAAGCUGCACGUACCAUCACAAACAAACCCGUCUAACUCAACAAUACGGAAAGCUCAGCCGAAAAUUCCAUAUUUUCCGUAUUGUUUUUCCACAUUACAGGGACCAGGGUUAAUAGCAAAGUCUCCUGCGAAAACAAAACUUUACACUAUAACAAACCAGCGUGACCAUUCAUAUGCGUGGGAAUAUUAACGAAAGAUUUUUCAAACUGACCUGACGUGCAUGGCAAUUAGUUACUCACGCCAUCUCGCGCCAGUGCGCGUGUUCUAUAGCACAGAAUAAAGACGUACAGAUCGAAGGUCGACUCGAGUAACCGCCACCACGCCAUGAUUCAUCAUCAAAAUGUUGACGCCAUGGGCCUAGCCAGUACGUUUAUGAGAGGCUUUACCCCCCUGGAUGUCGGCCAUUUUGCAUAUUUUCAGGGGGGGUGAAUACCUCUCAAACGCGCACUGGCUAGGUCCAUGGCGUCAGCAUUUUGAUGACGAAUUACGGUUAUGCCAAAAUCAUUGGAAAAUCAUAUGAAAAACCAAGAAUCGGGCUUCUGUAUAGUCUAUUCUGUGUCUAUAGCGUGUUACAUGGUCGGAUUGCUGACAUCAUAUUGAAAUUCAAUUUUUGAAAAGACUUUGCGCUAUAUCUCACUAUUUUGUCCGGUGACCUGUUUAAGUUUUGCAUGCUGUAUUGUACUGUAAAAGUCUUUAAUAUAUUAAUUAUACAAAACAUAAAAAAUUCUGCAAUGCAAAAAGUAUUUGAUCAAAUUUUUGCCGUUUUCAAAAAAAUGAUUUUGCUUAUUGUUAGUCUAGUACGCUCUAAAUAAAAUAAUGCACGAAAGAAUACUAAAAUUGGUGAUCAUCGUGCUUCUUUUCAAACUAUACGAGGCAAUAGGCUAUUUUGGAGUGAAUUUCGCACGCGUUUAUAUUGCCAUAGUAAAGAACUUAAGAAGAAAGUUUAAAAUAUGAUCAUCCCAAUAUCCGCUGCAUAAAGCCUAAAAAUACAACGAAAUUUAACAAUAUCAAACUGUGGUAUAACCAGACAGUUGUAUCGAGCCACCUUAAUAUACGCCCUUUCGAUAAUUACGUCACGUACGAAUUCACGAGAACGAGACUCCCGGGCCAAGGAAGUAUUAGUAACAUAAUUAAAGAGUGUAUUAAGCGGUGACUGGUGUUGAAAUUAUUUCUGUUUAAGAAAUAAGAUGUCAGAAAAAGAACAAGAACCAUUGCAUCGAAUCAAUGAAGAUGAAGAGUUAGAACUAAAGAUUUUGAAUAAAGAUGACAGAAGUAAAGAUGCAAGAUCUACAAGACCUACAGGAAAUAAGAGAACCAGUUCCGCUAGAUCUGAGGAUGGUUCCACAAACCCACUUAUAAGGUAACCUGGAGAGCUAGGUUAAGAUAGCCAACCCCGGGCAUAUAACUUGAUCAACUAUCACUGACACUUAGACCUGCUACAAGUCGCCUCGUAUUUAGUUGCGCGGUUGAGUUCAAAUUUCUCAAAAUGCGGAUUUCAACGAAAGCUCGCCCAUUCGCCCAAUCCCAUCCGGGCUUACGGAUCGAAAGCUUUGCAGUAAUAAAUUUACGUGGUGUUUCCACGAACAAAAGUAUUAUAAGAAUUAACGUGUAAUUAUAACUGCACCUUAGUAAAAUUUAAAUUGAACGUCUUGCCAGGCAUAUUACUAAAUAUUAUAGGGCCUUGUGAAACCAUUAUUUCACACUUUAAUCUCAGGUUUCAGGCAGUUCAGGAACCAACUACCGCAGAUUACCAUACUUAUUACAUACCUUGAAGACUAAUUAUUUAUAAGUAAAAUUCAUAAAUCUUAAAUUAAUUAACGUGAUUUGUAUUUUUCAGAGCUGUUCGACGUGGGUCAUCUUCGACGUCUUUAUUUUUCCAAGAAACAAAUUUGAAUGAUUUUGAUGUCAAAGAAACGGACAAUUUCCAACGAAAUGUGUUCCAUUAUGCAGUCUCAAAACCAGAUGUUUUAAAAAAGAUACUGAAGCAGCUUAAAACAGUUAAGUUUUACAAUAUUAAUUCUAAUAUUUAUCUAGGCAAAAGUAUAGGCAAGUGCCCACGAUAGACCCGAUAACAUGCAAAGACCUGAUCAUUUUCAAGUUUUCUUUGGUGACGCAAGCUUAUUCAUGUGGCAAACAUUUUGGUGAUUCAGGCACAAGUAACAAACCUGAAUGUCGCCCUAUCGACCGCGUGUGUCUCUUCCCGAUUCUCCCGUUUAGUGUAUAGCGGAGUCUUUAAAAAGCAAUAUGUUUAAUUUUUCCACAGAAAGCAUCCAUUCAAGAGGCUUUAAAUCAAGCAGAUAAUGAAGGAGAAACUCCAAUUCAUCGUGCAGCUGUAAUUGGAAAUAUUGAGGUAUUGUUGGACCAGCAUUUCGAGAGAUGAAAAUGAAGUCACCAAAAAUCUUAUUUUUGAAUUUUUUUACAUUUAGUCAUUAGAAAUACUUCAUGAAUAUGAUAAUUCAUUAAUGAAGUUAAAAACGAAGAUAAGCAAGAGGUCAGUCCUCCAUUUGGCUGUGAAAAGCAGAUCAGUGGUCGCUGUGAGGUUUUUUCUCAAUAAAGAUCCUGACUUGAUAAACACUGUGGACAGUAUGUUGCAAAGUCCUGUACAUUAUGCUGCUAGUCUGAAGCAGUCCAGUGUUUUGGAACUUUUAAUAUGUAAAGGAUGCGAUACAACAGAAAAGUAAGUUAACUUACAGUAACUUAUUUUGUGCAACGUACUGCGCAAGUUACAGGAGUUACCGAUGCGGACGAUAAAUAUAAAUUAGCAUAAUAC